Darwinula stevensoni is the source of this 3648-nucleotide messenger RNA. NCBI's taxonomy places the organism in Eukaryota, Metazoa, Arthropoda, Ostracoda, Podocopida, Darwinulidae. The record is from the annotation of a GenBank genome assembly.
AUGCGUCGGCGAUCCGAUCCCCGAGGGCAAGCCCUUCGUCCGAAUCUUCUCGUCGUCGAUCGACGGGGACGUGGGUCCAUCCGUUCGUCGCAGAUGACGCUAGCUUCCUCUGGAAUGAUCGGUUUUCUGUGCGUGUCGAAGAUACACGAAGCCGUCGGCCACGCAGAUGCAUGCAUUCGACCUCCCGCGAAGGAGUAUGCCUUUCCACUUCGGAGCGGCACUUCAUCCAUCCUCUUCGGCUCCGUCGUGACCGGGCCGUUGUCGUCCUUGGGGUCUCUUCCGUCUCUUCUGAUCUUCCGGCAACGAGAUUUCCUUUCUUCUCUCGGGGCAUUCUCAUGCAGGACGCCGGUAUCGGUUGAGGAGACAGAAGGUUCCAUUCAGCCGAAAUUGGAAUGCCCAACUGAUGAUCCAAGAACAAGGGAGUUUCUCCCAUCUCUCUUUGGAAUCUCAUCACUACUGGAAUCAGCAUCUGGUCACUUCCCUCCUGCAUUCCCUUCUCCUCAAGAUUUCUUCACACCUGUUGCAGGGCUUGAUCUGAGUGAAGGAGAUGUGUCCAAGCUCAGAGGUGCUGCCAAUGUCAGUUGUCAAGAAAGAGAAAGACCACGAAAACCUCGAAGCCACCGGAACAGAAUGGUAUCAAGAGAUAGGAUGAAUGAAGGAAUUAGUGGUCUUGGAAAUUUGGAAACCCAGGAGAGCCUGGCUCUUCGUCAACGAUAUCAGAAUUCACUGUCCCGAAAUCGGGUGUAUGCUCGUCAAAAACGAAUGGAGCUACGUAUGAACAACCCAGAAUUAUACGAGGAGCAGAAGCGCAAAACUCGAGAAACGGUUCGGCAGAGAAGAAUGGAACUGCGUCGAGACCCGCAGCUUUAUGAGGACUACAAGAAGAGACAGCGAGAGCGAAUGAAAGAACGCAGGGACUUCUUGCGAGUCACAAAUCCUUCUGCUUAUGAGGCCUACAAGAAGAAACAACGGGAAAGAGUCAAAGCAAAGCGUCAUGCAUUGAUGGAAGACCCCGUCCAGGCUGCCCUUAUACGAGAGCGAAAUAGAGUUCAGGCAAGAGAGAGGAGAAUGAGAAAGAAAAUGGGUUUUGUGAUUUCAUCCUCUGAUGCGCUGAGAAGCACCAGCAACAGCAGUGCUGGUUCCUCUGACUCUUCCAUGUCUUCCUCUCCCUCUUGUGCUGAGUCAUGGAGAAAGGGAAAUGUGAUGAAUGGAACUCAGAGAGUGCCGAGUGCAGAGCAAUUGAUGGCAUCCAAAUCCCCCGCCAAGCCUUCCUUUCCGCAUGUAGGCCUACAACCAGUUCCCAUCGCACUUUGGCCUUCAUCUCCAAACCUAGGACAGGCGGUGAGUGUGGGAACCAGUUUGAUGCAUGCCCGAGCUCAGCAACAAAGACAAUUGACUGGCUCUGGCAUUGGCACAAACAUCAAUGGACUGGAAGUGACAGUAGGGCCCCCUCGCAUGUCUACGUUUCCUCCAUCUUCUGCCCCUCAACCACCUCCAUCUUCGAGCAGCAACAAACAAGCUUUGAACUUGACUGAGUUGAAGGCAUUGAACUGCAGCCACAAUGGGAAUGGAAAUCAUGCAAAAAUGUGCAGUUCGGUGCACUGUGAGGAGUGUGGCCAUGGUGAAGGGGCGUACAUGACCGCCGAAUGGCGGAUGGACUGUGAUACACCAAGAGAAAUCUCCAGUUCAGUCUGAUGACUCCUGUCCCAUCCUUCCUCAUUUAGUACUCCACUGUAUUCCAUUAUAGUAUUUAUACAAAUAUGUCGCAUGGCAUUAUGUAGGCCUUUAGCCAUUGGGAGGAUACAAGGGUUCUAUUUUGUACCUGAGACCAGUGUUGGACAAGUUCUCCCAUCAUGCCCAGUAUCAUUUGGUUGUCACAUGCCUGAAUUUACUCUCAUACCCCAGUUUUGUAAAUGCAGCUGCAGCAGCUUGCUGAACUUCCUUCAUAUACUUUGUCACCUUGCAGUGUAUUCCAGAUCUAAAGUUCUCAGAUGCAUUUAUAUUCAAAUAGUUUAGUGAUACUUUACUGCCCUUUCAAGGAUAAAAUAGGUUUUCCAAGGAUUUGGGACCUUAGCCCUGUAGUGGUUUGCUGUCCAAAAAUAGGAUUUUUAACUUGAAAGAGAUAACUAUCACUGAGGAGCCUCCUGAAACUGCAAAGUGUGUUUGUCAUCUUGGGAUGAAAAGAUUCCAUUGUAAAGCUGCUGAUCUGAUUGAAGUCUGAAUUCUCCCCUUACCUGUAUGCCCAAAUGACCAUUAAAUUCAGUCAAUUUUUCUGCUGUACCAAAGAAUCCCCUUUGUAGUUACAAUUAAUUUAAUUUUGAUGUAGUCCCAUAUCUCCCAUUGAAUGGCCAUUAAUAGAUGAAUUCAUUGGAGGGUCCUAAUUCUAGUGAGGUAUUAAGUAACAAUAGGAAUUGUGAGAAAGAACAAUUAAGUAUCUAGUAUGCAGCAGAAUUGCACUUAAGGGUUAUGUUUACUACUUCAGAUUGAGGGAGCUCUUUUGUUCUGCUAGGAACCUUGUCACAACAUAAAAUGAAUCUAUGCAAAUGAUGAAGGAAAUAGUUAAAUUUUACAGUUCUGCAUACUCAAUAUAUUCAACAGCCCAUAGCUUUAGUCCCUCUACUGCUUUAUGGCUUAUCAUUUGUGGGAUCUUCUGCAUCCACUCCCAUCAGGAAAGUCCAUAUCUCAUCUGGUAAAUUUAGGCCUGGAAUGCAUUGUAUGCAUAUGAAGGACUCAGGGACAUCCUCAGAUUCAUUUUAUGACCUUGUGCAAGAAUUUCAAAGUCAUGAGAGACAUGCCAUGCUCACUUAUGACACUUAAAGGGGUGAUUUUUGUGCAGAACAUGGCUGCAGAUGAGCACCAUUAUAAUAAUAAAAAAGGUAAGUGGUUUGGGUUUGACAUUUCAAAGAUUGACUGAUGGAUGACAUUGAUGAAACUUAGAGACAGUGGUAGUGUGCAUAACAGUUUUGUUCUGUGAGUUGGUGCGUUUAAUGUGACUGUGGUUUAGUUGCCAGGAUGAACAAAAAUGCUGGAAAAUAUGGUACUUCCGGAGCUGUGAAUGGAAUCACCCAAGGAGUUCCUCUCUAAUAAUUCAGGCUUUUGUUCUUGCCCAGCAGGACCUCUCUAAGACAUCCUGUUCUUGCAGAAAUUUUUCAUUUCUAGAUAUGUGACACACAAAGCAUUCUUUUCUAACUUUGCAUUUCCAUCAUUGACUAAGGGGCAGGGAUAGGGAUGGUGUUGUCUCUCAUGGUUUUGACAUACUUGCAAAAUACCUCUGAGGUGAGUUUCAGUAUGCUUGAUACAAUGCAAAUAAAAAGAGAGGAAGAAAAUGCUCACAUAAGUGGGCUCUGUCAAGACCCUUCCAUUUCUUGCUUGAGACUUUAGGGAAUGCAUCAUAUUUCCCUCAUUCCUUCAGUUGAUGCAAAAUCACUAUAGAAUUUUUGCAUUGUGGUGCCCCACUGCUAUGACUUCCUUAUCCAAUCUAAUUUUAUUUUGCAAAUGAGUGAUUCAUACUGAAUAGCCUGUUUCAUGCCAAGUUGCCUCAUGGAUGAAGUCCAAGUGAGUGAAGAGCUCUGACACUUACUCCCAAUUGCAACACUUUCAUGCAACUGCAUUUACAUUGAUUGGAAUGUACCAAAAAGACCAACCAGC